This is a messenger RNA of Trametes versicolor FP-101664 SS1, 477 nucleotides long. RefSeq lists its product as uncharacterized. Lineage: Eukaryota; Fungi; Basidiomycota; Agaricomycetes; Polyporales; Polyporaceae. Bases 1 to 477 code for a protein of 158 amino acids. The record is from RefSeq and is a predicted model, not a curated record. The transcript has 2 exons.
AUGAUUGCUUUCGACGUCAUAGUGAUUCCGGCCGACGAUCGCCUGCCUUGCAUCGUGCCACUCAUGACCAGCCCACUUGCCUCACCCGCCUCACCCGCCUCACCCGCCUUAUCCGUCGAGCCCUAUCGCUGCGGCCGCAUCCCGCACCCGGAGAUCUACAUGGAUUACGUUGUCGAACAGUCAGGAUCUCAGGCAUGGCGCUUUCAUCUCAUAGAAGCUCUCGACGGCAUGCUCAACAAGUUCCCGGCGCCCUACAUCGUCUUCUACCCCGUUGCGUCGCGCGAUGGCAUGCCGUUUCCGGUGAACAAGUGUGUCCGCACAAUCCAGGGCGACAACUUUGCCGAGGCGGGAGCAUGGCAGGGCGACCUCGUUGUAGCGAAGUACAGGGAUACAGAAUACUCAGCAAUGAUCAACGCCUCGAUGGCGGAUUUCCCACUCAUCAAAAAUUACCUGUCAACUAAGCCAACACCGUCGUGA